Messenger RNA from Perkinsus marinus ATCC 50983, 167 nucleotides. RefSeq lists its product as hypothetical. Gene Ontology annotation, cellular component: catalytic step 2 spliceosome. The record is from RefSeq and is a predicted model, not a curated record. The transcript is spliced from 3 exons. The annotation marks the transcript as partial. Gene Ontology annotation, biological process: mRNA cis splicing, via spliceosome. Lineage: Eukaryota; Perkinsozoa; Perkinsida; Perkinsidae. Gene Ontology annotation, molecular function: RNA binding.
ACCCUCUGUUACAAGCGGGAGGUAGCAUGCAAUUGAAACGGAGAUGGGAUGAUGAUACUGUAUUCAAGAAUCAGUCUAGGAACCAGCCUAAGGGGAAAAAGAGGUUCAUCAACGAUGCAGUCCGCAGUGAUUUCCAUCGGAAGUUCCUCGACCGGUAUAUACUAUAG